Tremella mesenterica DSM 1558 is the source of this 786-nucleotide messenger RNA. RefSeq lists its product as uncharacterized. The record is from RefSeq and is a predicted model, not a curated record. The coding region runs from base 1 to 786 and encodes 261 amino acids. The transcript has a single exon. Lineage: Eukaryota; Fungi; Basidiomycota; Tremellomycetes; Tremellales; Tremellaceae.
AUGUCGGAAACAGCUACAAACGUCAACCAAAAAUCACUAGGCGGAAUCCGAACGAGGCUAUCCCAAAUUGUCAGAGGGCUUAUCGAUCGAGUGAGAAGGUCUCGCAGGACGCAGACCUCAAUAAGCGACAGCAGAUACUCCUCAUCCUUGAUCGCCGAAAGUUCUAGCAGCCAGCCACACUCAUGGGAUACACAAUCACGUAUCGAUGAUCCUCAAACUGUUUUUGACACUCACGGGUUCGCAGCGUUGAUCCGAGUGGACGAGACUUCCGAUGGAAUUUUUCAACCCACAAUAACGUAUAGUCUUUGUGUAUCUUACUCACAAGCCCUGGUGUCCAGGCCUGAUGGUCGUAGAACUUCAGCAGGAGAUGAUACACUUGACAUAUUCGACAGACUUCAACAGCCAAAUUUUGCCGACGAAGAGACGCAGCAUGAGUGGGUUCGGACGGUUUUGGAGUGUCAUCGAAACCUUCAUGAUGAUCUAAGUGACAAACUCAAAUCACUUUCUCGCCUAGGAUCGACAGAUAAAUUGAUACAGAUCAAUAAGAUCUGUGGCUCAUUGGGAGAUACGUUGUCGGCUGUGAAAGAAUACCCAAGCUUAGGUAUGGUGGUUUGGUGUGACAACAGAGAGAUUUAUGAAUUUUUGGUCAAGACCAGUAGUUUCAACUUCGAUCCGAAGGAGUACGAGUGCCGACGUGUCGAUGAAGGCACACGGUUUGAAGAUAGACUUGAUGGAACUGUUUAUGAAGACCCGCCGAGGGGACGGACACUGUUAAGGAGCAAGUAA